AUGCGUCCCGCCGUAGUGACACUGUACGGCGUGUUCACCAACCACUACUCUGCGAAUGGCCCAUCUCGCUGUCUGCUGCUGGAGCUGCUGGACAUCAGCGUGUCAGAGCUGCUGCUGCACUCCAGCAACCAGGGCUGCUCCAUGUGGAUGAUCCAGCACUGCGCCCGAGACGUUCUGGAAGCCCUGGCAUUCAUGCACCACAAAGGCUACGUGCACGCAGACCUCAAGCCACGCAACAUCCUGUGGAGCGCAGAGGAGGAGUGCUUUAAGCUCAUUGACUUUGGACUUAGCUUCAAAGAGGGGAAUCAGGAUGUGAAAUAUAUUCAAACAGACGGGUAUCGGGCUCCAGAGGCAGAACUGCAGAACUGCCUGGCACAGGCAGGGCUCCAGAGUGAGACGGAGUGUACCUCUGCUGUGGAUCUGUGGAGUCUGGGAAUUGUUUUACUGGAAAUGUUCUCAGGAAUGAAACUGAAACAUACAGUCCAAUCUCAGGAAUGGAAGACAAACAGUUCUGCCAUCAUUGAUCGCAUAUUUGCCAGUGAAGGGGUGGUAAAUUCAGCCAUUCCAGCUUAUCACCUCAGAGACCUUAUCAAAAGCAUGCUUCAUUGUGACCAAGGAAAGCGAGCCUCCGCUGAGAAGGCUUUAUGCAGCCCGUUCUUCAGCAUUCCCUUUGCUCCCCAUAUUGAAGAUUUGGUGAUGCUCCCCACACCUGUGCUGAGGCUGCUAAAUGUUCUAAGCGAUGCUUCUCUGCAGUGUGAAGAAGAAUACGAAGAUAUCCUGGAAGACAUACGGGAGGAGUGUCAGAAAUACGGACCGGUGGUUUCCUUGCUUAUUCCAAAGGAGAAUCCUGGUAAAGGCCAAGUCUUUGUUGAAUAUGCAAAUGCUGGUGAUUCCAAAGCUGCCCAAAAAAUGCUGACUGGAAAGAUUUUUGAUGGCAAGUUUGUUGUGGCUACGUUUUACCCACUGAGUGCCUAUAAGAGAGGAUAUCUGUACCAAAACUUGCUGUAGGCAGUAGCAACAAUCAGGAGAGUUGUCUUGCUCCUCUUCCUCAUGUGUUUUACAGUUGAAUGUACAAAAGAGCUUCCUA
Molecule: messenger RNA, 1087 nt
Organism: Pelecanus crispus (Dalmatian pelican)
Lineage: Eukaryota; Metazoa; Chordata; Aves; Pelecaniformes; Pelecanidae
Source: RefSeq, a predicted model, not a curated record